Molecule: messenger RNA, 3666 nt
Organism: Ascochyta rabiei
Lineage: Eukaryota; Fungi; Ascomycota; Dothideomycetes; Pleosporales; Didymellaceae
Product: DNA-directed RNA polymerase
Exons: 3
Coding region: 1-3666 (1221 amino acids)
Biological process (GO): DNA-templated transcription
Cellular component (GO): RNA polymerase III complex
Molecular function (GO): DNA binding; ribonucleoside binding; DNA-directed RNA polymerase activity
Source: RefSeq, a predicted model, not a curated record
AUGGUGGGCACCAAGGAAGCGCCAAAAGCCACCCCCAAAGCUCCCCCGCGCGGGGCAGCGCGGGCGAAAGCAGCGGCAGCAGCAGCAGCAGCAGCAGCCACAGACGGCAGCGUGCAGGACGCAGACGCAAGCAACGGAGGCCCCGUGGGCGCUGAGAGCGCGGCUGCAGACGGACAGCCGCCCGCAGACGUCAACCCGAACGCCGCCCUGUCCGCCGAAGCCACGCGCAAGCGCAAGGCGCCCCUCAACACGCAGGCCAAGGACGAGUUCGCCGCCCUCCUCGAGCCCUUCUACUACGGCAAGCGCCUCGAUGAGCCCAUCAACACCGCCCGCGACAAGUGGAACCUGCUGCCCGCCUUCCUCAAGGUCAAGGGCCUGGUCAAGCAGCACGUCGACUCGUACAACCACUUCGUCGACGUCGAGCUCAAGAAGAUCAUCAAGGCCAACCGUUUCGUGCGCAGCGACUUCGACCCCAAGUUCCUCCUCGAGUACACCGACAUCCGCGUGCUGUCGCCCAACCGCCAGGAGGAAGAUGACCUCGAACACCACCACAGUACCAUUACCCCGAACGAGUGCCGUCUGAGAGACAUGACCUAUGCCGCGCCCAUUGUCGUCGACAUCGUCUACACACGAGGCAACGCAAAGGUCAAGCGGACCGGCAUCAAGAUCGGAAGGAUGCCCAUCAUGUUGAAGAGCAACAAGUGCGUGCUGGCCGCCAAGAACGAUCGCGAGAUGGCCGUCAUGGAGGAGUGUCCGCUGGACCCUGGAGGCUACUUCAUCACCCGCGGGCAGGAGAAGGUCAUUCUGGUCCAAGAGCAGCUGAACAAGAACCGUGUGAUUGUGGAGAGCGCAAAGGGAAUCAUGCAGGCUAGCGUUACGAGUUCGACGCACGAACGACGCACCAAGACAUAUGUCAUCCAGAAGAAGGGGCUCAUGUUCCUGAGGCACAACACACUCUCCGAGGAGGUUCCUGUUGUGUUUGCGCUAAAGGCAUUGGGUGUGCACUCUGACAAGGAGAUCUUGCUCAUGGUGGCUGGAGACGACAGCGCGUACCAGGACAGCUUCGCCAUCAACUUCGAGGCAUGCGCAAGAGAGGGAAUUCACACGCAAGAAAAAGCCUUGGAGUAUAUCGGACACCGUGUGCGGUUGACGAAGAAGCCACUCGGCGCGUCGCGCAUGCGCAACUACCAUCUCGAGGCCAUUGAAUGCUUGUCCAACGUCAUCCUGCCGCACGUUCCAGUCGUUGGCACAAAUUACCGGCCAAAAGCUCUCUACGUUGCCUUGAUGGCACGCAGAGUCCUCAUGGCGAUGCAAGACUCCAAGCUGGUCGACGAUCGUGAUUACGUCGGAAACAAGCGUCUCGAACUCUCCGGGCAGAUGUUGUCCCUUCUUUUCGAAGACCACUUUAAGCGCUUCAACCAUGACUUCAAGCUCAGCAUCGACAAAGUCUUGAAGAAGCAGAACCGCGCCCAGGAAUUCGAUGCUUUCUCGCACUUCAGCGUACACAAGAACCACAUCACCAUGGGUAUUGAGCGUGCCAUCGCCACCGGAAACUGGAGCUUGAAGCGUUUCAAGAUGGAAAGAGCCGGUGUCACGCACGUCCUCAGUCGACUUAGUUACAUUGCUGCGCUGGGUAUGAUGACGAGAAUCAGUUCGCAGUUCGAAAAGACGCGAAAGGUGUCCGGACCUCGUGCGCUGCAGCCAAGUCAGUUUGGCAUGCUAUGCACGUCUGAUACGCCCGAAGGAGAGGCGUGUGGUCUCGUCAAAAACUUAGCGCUGAUGACGCAUAUCACAACUGAAGACGAUGAGGGGCCGGUGCGGAAGAUUGUUUUCCUGUUGGGCGCGGAAGAUAUCUGCUCACAGACUGGAGAAGAGAUCCACGCGGAAGGUGUGUACUCUGUGUGCCUGAAUGGUACGCCAAUCGCCGUCACAGACACGCCCAAGCGAUUCCUGAAUAGCUUCCGAAAGCUCAGGCGAAUGGGUCGCAUCUCGGAAUUCACCAGCAUCCACAUUGAUCACGAUCAUUGUGAAGUCCACAUCGCUACAGACGAAGGUCGUAUCUGUCGGCCAAUGAUUAUCGUAGAGAACGAGCGCUCCAAAGUCACAUCGCGAUACCUCAAGGCUCUGCGAAAGGGUACCAUGGAGUUCGAGGACUUCUUGACAAGAGGGCUCGUGGAGUAUCUGGAUACGAACGAGGAGAACGAUACCAACAUUGCGUUGUCUGAAAAGGAUAUCAACCAGCACACCACACAUCUCGAGAUCGAACCCUUCACCAUCCUUGGUGCCGUCGCUGGUCUCAUCCCAUACCCACAUCACAACCAGUCACCUCGCAACACCUACCAGUGUGCCAUGGGUAAACAAGCUAUUGGCGCCAUUGCCUACAACCAGUUCAACAGGAUAGAUACCUUACUCUACCUGAUGGUCUACCCUCAACAGCCCAUGGUCAAGACAAGAACCAUCGAACUCACCAAAUAUGAUAAACUGCCCGCUGGUCAGAACGCCACUGUCGCAGUCAUGUCAUACUCGGGCUACGAUAUUGAAGAUGCGCUCAUUCUAAACAAAGCCUCCUGUGACCGCGGUUUCGGUCGCUGUCAAGUCAUGAAGAAGCACGUCACACCUCUCAAAACCUACGCCAACGGCACAUCUGACCGCAUCAACGCCGGUGCCCUUGAUACAAACAAACAGGAACACCAAGCUAUCGGCGCAGAUGGAAUCGCCCAGGUUGGUGCUCGCUUGGAAGCCGGCGACGCCUACCUCCUCAAGUCCAUUCCCACUGACACCGCGGGUCCGGCCUCGAACCAGUACAAGGACAAGCCCGAGCGAUACAAGCUGCCGGAUUGCUCAUACAUCGAUAAAGCAUGUAUUACCGAGAACGAAGCCGGAACCACGCUCAUCAAGCUCCUGAUGCGACAGACACGACGCCCCGAACUCGGCGACAAAUUCUCCUCCCGUCACGGCCAGAAAGGAACAACAGGUCUUAUUGUCCAACAGGAAGACAUGCCCUUCAAUGACGCCGGUAUCUGCCCAGACAUCAUCAUGAACCCUCACGGUUUCCCGUCGCGUAUGACGGUCGGGAAAAUGAUGGAACUGCUCUCUGGGAAAGCCGGUGUACUCAACGGAACGCUCGAAUACGGUACCGCGUUCGGCGGAAGUAAAGUCGAGGACAUGUCCGAGAUCCUGGUCAGCAAUGGAUUUUCUUACACUGGUAAGGACUACCUAACGUCAGGUAUCACGGGAGAGGCGCACCAGUUCUACACGUUCUUCGGUCCGAUCUAUUACCAGAAACUCAAGCACAUGGUGCAGGACAAGAUGCACUCCCGCGCACGAGGCCCACGCGCCAUCUUGACCCGCCAACCAACAGAAGGUCGAGCCAGGUCUGGAGGUCUGCGUCUCGGAGAAAUGGAGCGCGAUUGCCUCAUCGCCUACGGUGCGAGUCAGUUGCUGCUCGAGCGGUUGAUGAUCAGCUCCGACGCCCAUGACGUCGACGUUUGCGAAAAGUGCGGCCAGAUGGGCUACUCGGGCUACUGCAAGCUCUGCGAGAGCGAAAAAGCAGUCCGCCGCAUUACAAUGCCCUACGCGGCCAAACUGCUCAUCCAAGAAUUGGGCAGCAUGAAUGUCAAGGUCACGAUUGGACUGGAAGACGAGUUUCCCCGACACAUGGACUAG